GAAAUCAAACAAUUUUUCAAGGUUAUAUUUAUCUAUUUCAUAGUUCAUAUUGCAUACUCCACCAACAAUACCAACAAUGGCGGGAGAGAUGAAAACGAAGACUGAAGAAGAAAAAAACAUGAUAGAGGUUUUUCCAGACGAAUGCAUUGCCAAUCUUACUCUCUCAAACAAUCCUGUCAUUAUCGACAAUGGUAAAAAGAGUAUUCAGUUAGAGAAACAAAGUGGUAAAAAGAUAUACAUGCUUAGUGCCAGGGAUCUCUCCAUCGCUUGGGGUGACACUCCUACCUACUGGGAUUGGAUAACUCUACCUGAGUCUAGAUUCCAAGAAGUUGCUAGGCUAAAUUAUGUGUGGUGGUUUGAAAUUUAUGGGAAAAUUAACACACAUAUUUUGUCCUCAAAUACUCAAUAUGCAGCAUUUCUCGUGUUCAAAUUGAUUGAUCCCCGUGAUUUUGAUGUUAUUCCUGUGGAAUUAACCAUAGAUAAAUUUGAAGACCGCAUAUCUACAAAACAAGUUUGGUUAGAUCCAAACUUUGAUAAGGAACGAGAUGAUGAGUUAUCAGGACUAGAGAGUCCAAAACUGAGAAGUGAUGGGUGGUUGGAGAUCGAGAUUGGAGAGUUCUUUAGUUCAGGCAUACAAGAUGAAGUCAUUCAGAUGGGUGUUGUCGAGAUUAAGGCUGGUCGUAUAAAAUGUGGUUUCAUUCUUGAAGGAAUAGAAAUAAGACCUACCAAUCGUUAGUUGGUCCAGUGGUGAUUGGCGCUGGACUUGGUAGGGAGAACCACGGUUCGAUCCCUCGCAACUGCGAUCGGGAGGGGGCUUGACCCACUUGAUGCCAGAGCUGUUCCCCCGAACCGGACUAAACCGGUGGUUAUAAACCAAAAAAAAAAAAAAAAAAUAGAAAUAAGACCUAAGAAUUAGAUUAUCAUUAAAAGAAAUCACUUUACUGUGCACUUUCUUAUUCUUAUUCAAGAAGUUUAUGUAUUGAAUAAAAUGCAUUUGAAAGAUUGAUGAAUUUGAUUAUUAUGUUAAGAGCAA
Molecule: messenger RNA, 1033 nt
Organism: Vicia villosa (hairy vetch)
Lineage: Eukaryota; Viridiplantae; Streptophyta; Magnoliopsida; Fabales; Fabaceae
Product: F-box protein PP2-B10-like
Exons: 3
Coding region: 77-736 (219 amino acids)
Source: RefSeq, a predicted model, not a curated record